UCGAUGCUCGAAAAUAAUAUUCGAUGAGGUUUUUAUCUUCCUUUUACCUGUAUGCAUAAGUUUAGUAUUGAGUAAUGUGGCGAUUGUAGACGGUUACGAUGUUCGUGUUUGGGUGACAAUUAGGGUUUGAUAAAUUCGAAUGAUGACCGGGUUUGAUUUUAGUAUUAUAUUCGAUCAAAGUGGAGGACCGUAUACUCCGGGGCAAUUGGUGACCGGUAAGGUUCGAAUGUUUUUCAAUUCUGCGAAACCUGUCACGAAAAUAAAAAUAAAAUUCGAAGGAAGAGCAGAUGUAGAAUGGUCUGAAGACAAAGAAAUAGGAAAUCAAAGUAGUUCGACUCGGAUUCAAUCUGACGAGCAGUAUUUCAAAUCCAAACUUAUUCUGUACGAAAGACUUGGCGAUUUCAAAUUAUCACAAGGAGAUCACGUAUACCCUUUCGGUGUCCUUUUACCUAAAAAUAUUCCGUCCAGUUUUGCCGGUUCUUAUGGGAAAAUUACAUAUUUUGCAAUUGCCAAGAUUGAAAUUUCUGGACACCUUGAUAAAACGAGGAAAGAAUUUUUCUUCGUUAAGAAUUUCCUCAACUUGAAUUGUUUCCCGAGAUUGAAGGCUCCUGUUGAAGAACAAAAAUUCAAGAAAUUUUACGCCAUGUGCUGUUUUCCUUGCGGAGAAUUGAGAAUGUGCGCUUGUGUUCCUCGAAGUGGAUUCGUUAGCAAUGAAACUAUUCCUUUAAUAUUGGAAAUCAAUAACGAUAGUUCGGUUCCUCUGAGAAAAAUUACAGCUUACGUUGUCCAAAAAGUUGAAUGGCGAGCUGGAUCGGACCGUAACCAUUCGAAGGAUGUACUCAAAACGUUCACGUUGGGUUCAGCCAAAGCAAAUUCUUCGGCAACGAUAGUAGAAAGCGUACCGGUUCCAGAGAAGGAUUACCCUUAUUUAGAAAAUUGUCACAUUAUUAUAUUGAAAUAUGAACUAUGGAUCGAAGCUGAUCCAGGUGCAGGCCACUGCGACUUAGAUUUAUCAAUACCGAUCUCCAUCGGUGAUAUUGCUUUUAUCCAGGACGAACCAAGUCACGGAGACGAUCACUUUUUGUUAUCUUUGGAUAAGGACGAUGCCGAGAUUUCAGAAUUUGAAUUCGAUGAAACCAACAAACAGGAAGUAUACGCUACUUAUAAACCCUCCGAUAGCAAACCCGUUGAGAUAUUUACCAGCCACAAGAAAUAUUGAUAUUAAUUUAUAUGGAUACCUACUUGAAUGAAAACAAAAUAUAAUUUAAAAAGUAAUGCAUAAUUUGUGGACAGGUAAGUAAGUAUUACUUACAUAGCCCAUAUAGGUACCCUAUAUCAAUAAAUUCAUAUCAUACCUAUUGAUUGGAACAAUGAUAUUUUUUCAAUUGUUCCCUUAUUUUUUUUAUAACCUUUACAAAUAAAAAGCAAAGUAAUUUGCUACAUACUUAUGUA
This is a messenger RNA of Planococcus citri (citrus mealybug), 1452 nucleotides long. RefSeq names its product arrestin domain-containing protein 1-like. Gene Ontology annotation, cellular component: cytoplasm. The transcript is spliced from 6 exons. The coding region runs from base 140 to 1219 and encodes 359 amino acids. The record is from RefSeq and is a predicted model, not a curated record. Lineage: Eukaryota; Metazoa; Arthropoda; Insecta; Hemiptera; Pseudococcidae. Gene Ontology annotation, biological process: protein transport.